AUGACGCCGACUGCGACUGUCUUUAGCGUGGCGACCGCCGUUCUCGGGCCGUUGACGACGACAUUCACACCACCGCCAGCAUGUACGGUAGCAGUAGCUGCGGUUGAAGGGCAGUUCCUUGGAUUGGGAGGACAUGUUGCCCCCUCCGGCUGGCUCGGUCAGACAUGUUCGAAAGGCGGCCCGGUUGACGACACGGCAUGCUGGCCACCAACUUCCAGCGGCGCGGAGUCCAGGACAAAAGCGUUGGACGGAUGGGGAUAUUACUCUCCGGGUUUGCACUGUCCAGUUGGGUAUGCGACGGCAUGCUCGGCGACAGGCGGUGGUGGAAAAUCCGACUUUGCUUUUCAGUUCGCACCAGGCGCCAAAGAGACCGCAGUCGGAUGUUGUCCAAGUGGCUAUCUGUGCAGCAGCGUUGACAAUGGCCAGACAUGUGUCAUGGCAGCCACGUCGACAGAAGUCGAGUAUGUGACGUGCGACAACUCGAACACGGCUGACCUGGCCACCAUGACGAUACCAAACGAGAAGGCAAAAGUCACAGACUUCCACUUCUAUGCCCCGAUGAUCCAAAUCAACUGGCAAAGCUCCGACAGACCGACCGAAACCAAGUUUGCCGGGACGCAAGUGGAAUCUCUCUCGGUUGAUGUUGCGACCAUGUCGACAUUGGCCAUAGCAGGAGACGCGCCAUCAGGCGUGACUUCCAGGGUUGCGUUCCCAUCAAUAUCACCGGGUUCUGAAGACGAUAACUCCGGAGCUUCCAUGGGCAACCAGGAUGGCUCAAAUAGCCCUGAACCAGUCAGCCUCGAUACUGGUGUCAAAGUCGGCAUGGGCGUAGCGGGCGGUGUCUUGGCCGUGGCCCUUGUUGCCAUAAUCUUCAUCUGCGCUUGGAGAAGACGGAAGAACCGGAUCGAGGAGGAAGAGUUUGAUCGCAUGUAUGGCAUGAAGGACGUGGGAUCCAGCACGGCGGACCUGAGGCAUGAGGAGAUUCCGGGCUGGCACCGGGGACCGGCGAAACGACAGCCGCCGCCGCCGGUUGAUCCAUUCCGCAAUAGUGGUGUUUUCGAUUUGAUGGCACCACCUGCGCCGUAUCAUCCGCCACCUGCCUAUCGCUAUACGUUCGGCCAACAAACAACAUACACACACCGAAAUGAUACCAUGUCGACGGAAUCGACCCGCCCUUUGUUGCUGCCGCAGAACCGCAAGCUACGCCAUCUACGCGGCAUCUACCUGAGGAACCUCAACUUCACACACCAACGCGGACGAACAGUUGACGAUGCUGCUCUUAACAAGACGGCCGGAAAGCUCGAGGCCUUGCGCCAGAGACCAGACUUACACCAUACCCUAUCAUCAGAGGACCUACGACCUCCGGCUGUCAGACGCAAAAGUACCUUUUCAGGUUUGGCCAACGCCGACCCCGCCACACGACAAAAGACCUUCGAGGAUACCUUUGCUAGCAAGCUUGCCGAUGCUUUUUUCUCUCUUCAUGUCGACGGUCUAGAAGAUCCGAUAUAUAUCAGCGAGGUUGCUGAACGAGCUACGAACUUCAACUUCCGUCUAUUCGAACUCGCCGACCUGGACUCGACAAUAACCCGAUCACCCCAAGUAACAGUCCGAGUAUGGACCAAAAGACAAGAAGAAUGGAGUCUCCUCCUCGAAGACGAAGUCGAUCUUCGCGCCCUCAACUGGCUCGGCACUCUCCAAAACGUCCACUUCCCGCCCAACAGCCUCGUCUUCCACAUGAUAGACGGCAUCUACUCCCUCGAGCUCUCCAACAAAUACCCACCGCCCAAGAAAGAAGUCCCCCCUUUACCAACAUCCUCCUACAACGUCCUCAUGCGUCUCGCAACCCUCAACAACUCAGUCCAAGACGCUCUCGCAACCCGUGACGCCCUCGCCGCGCAAAUCAACGACCUCCUCGCCCAGGAAGAAGACAAACAGAAGGAAGCGGGAACCCUCGCCGAAGCCGAAGAGAAAGUCAAGCUAGCCUCCAAGUACCUCACCCUCCAAAAACGGGCCGUGGCCGCCGCCAAGAAGCGCAACGACGACCUGCGCGCCUCCAUCGCCGCUCGGAAAGCCGCCAUAGAAUCCGGCUUGGCCGUACAGCGCAAAGCAGAAGAAUACGUCCGGCACGCAGCCGGCGAACCCCUCUCGCAAUCCAAAGCCUUGCUGUCCUCCGUGCGCGACCAAAUCCGCGGCCAACGCCGACGCAUCUGCGAGGACUUAUUAACCAUCUACCGCAUCCAACCGAUCCCUCCCCCGACAGACCCGAAAGAGCAGAAAGAGCAUGAUCCGCUGUCCUUCCAGAUCUGCUCUCUGCCGCUCGCUAACACCGUGCUGGACCCAACCACCUCUCACUGUUCUGCUUUCGCAAGAUGCGGAUAUCCAAAAGAAAAAUACCCCCACGAAGAAACCCUCUCCGCCUCCCUCGGUCUCGUCGCCCUCCUGGUCCACCACCUCCAACUCUACCUCUCCAUCCCGCUCCCCUAUCCAAUAAAAUGGCACGGCUCGCGCUCGACUAUCAGAGACGAUAUCUCCAAUUUUCCCGUAAACCCCAACGCCUCUUCGUUCUCUUCUCACGCUUCGCAAUCUUCCCGCUCUUAUUCAUCCAACAACAACCCCUCAUCCACCUCGGGAGAAGAAGCAGAAGACCCAAACCGCGAAUUCCCCCUCUUCUUACCCAAGGGCGGCAGCACAGCCCAAUACCGCUUUGAAUACGCCUGGUUCCUACUCAACCGCGACAUCGAAGUACUCUGCUGGAGCCAGGGGCUCAAAGUGGUGGACAUUAGGCAUACACUGCCGAAUCUGCAGUGGUUGUUGAUGGUUUGUAGUGCGGGGAGGGAAGAGAUGCCGGAGAGAAAAAGGGGAGGGGUUAGGGGGUUGUGGUUGGGGAGGAUAAGGGGGAAGGUGGUGGGAAUGGGGGCUCUGAGGUUUGAUGGUGUUGAGGGGGGUUGGGUUGAUAGAAAUGAAAAUGGAAGUCAGGCGGGGAGUGGGAGUGUUGAUAGUGUUGAUGGGAGUAGUCAAGCAGGAGGAGACGAGAGGAGUAGAGAUGAUGGAAGUAGUAGAAGGGGAAGCGUGGAUAGUGAUGCUACCAUCACUUCAAAUACGCCGGCGCGAGUGAGGAUGGGAGGGUUGACCAUUGGCAACGCGAAUGGUACCAAAACUAACGGAACGGCAACUAGGUCGUCGCUAUCUCGCUCGCCCUUGGCCCAGCUGCCGUUCUCGGAUGAGGGAUCAACGAAGUUGACGUUGAGGACCAAGGGGUUGAGGGAGAGUGCUGCUCGUUGA
Molecule: messenger RNA, 3282 nt
Organism: Neurospora tetraspora
Lineage: Eukaryota; Fungi; Ascomycota; Sordariomycetes; Sordariales; Sordariaceae
Product: UV radiation resistance protein and autophagy-related subunit 14-domain-containing protein
Exons: 4
Coding region: 1-3282 (1093 amino acids)
Biological process (GO): SNARE complex assembly
Cellular component (GO): endosome; lytic vacuole
Molecular function (GO): SNARE binding
Source: RefSeq, a predicted model, not a curated record